Molecule: messenger RNA, 3025 nt
Organism: Oncorhynchus masou masou (cherry salmon)
Lineage: Eukaryota; Metazoa; Chordata; Actinopteri; Salmoniformes; Salmonidae
Product: heme transporter FLVCR2-like
Exons: 11
Coding region: 386-1906 (506 amino acids)
Biological process (GO): transmembrane transport; heme export
Cellular component (GO): membrane
Molecular function (GO): heme transmembrane transporter activity; heme binding
Source: RefSeq, a predicted model, not a curated record
GAAAAGCACUAUCACCGACCUAUUUGGGACAUUCUUAUGUUAAGAGAAACAUAGGCUGUAUGUAUGAUUCCCCAUUUCAAGUUUUGGAACUUUGUAUCAUUAUAUAAUAAGAUAUGAUAUUUAACAUUAGCCUACAUUAUACCCUGGUUUACUAUUUGGCUUGCAGUUGUCUGCUUUUUAAUAGCUAGUUAGAAGAUAUUGCUCAUCGAGCAUUUUGACGUUAGUGACGUUAGUCACAUUUAAAAAGUUUAGAUGUGUUGCGCGUUAGCAUACACAGCGUGCUCAUUUUGAAUAAUACAUAGACCUAGGUGUUUAAGUUGCAGUUUCUGUAGACUAAGUUAACAGUGCGCGCAGGUACCCAAGGGUACCCAAAAACGUUGUCAUUAUGGGCGACAAUCCUGACUUUGAUAACAAAGCAAUUAAAGAGGAGAAAAAUGGUCUGGAUCUGAGGAAAACGAACCCUUCCAAAUCAGUGGACAUAGAAGAACAAAUUGAAUGUACGAGCAUCUCGAAUGAGAACCAGGACAAUAGGCCUUCAACUACCACGCGUUUAUACAAAAGGAGAUGGGUGAUGGUGUUCCUUUUCAGCUGUUACUCCCUGUGCAACGCAUUUCAAUGGAUCCAAUACGGAAUAAUCAACAAUAUUUUUAUGAAAUUCUACAAUGUGGACUCUUUUACCAUUGACUGGAUGUCAAUGAUCUAUAUGUUGACAUAUAUUCCUUUUAUAUGGCCUGUCUCCUGGCUUUUGGACAAAAAGGGACUGCGGUUCAUAGCACUGAUGGCCACCGCAAUUAAUUGCCUUGGGACAUGGAUCAAGGUGGCUAGCGUCAGGUCAAACUUAUUUUGGGUGACAAUGCUCGGACAGUUUGCAAGUUCCCUAUCCCAGGUCUUCAUCCUUGGGAUGCCCUCCCGCCUGGCAUCGGUUUGGUUUGGUUCCGAAGAGGUGUCCACCGCCUGUUCCAUCGGCGUUUUUGGGAAUCAGUUGGGCAUUGCCGUUGGCUUCCUGGUGCCACCCAUCCUCGUGCCAAAUGUUGACAAUAUAGACGAGCUGGCAUACCACAUCAGCAUCAUGUUCUACAUCACUGCUGGAGUGGCCACCGUGAUCUUCAUCCUUGUGGUCUUCAUGUUCCAAGAGAAUCCGGAAAUCCCUCCCACCCUGGCUCAGGUCCAGGCCAGGAGCAUCCCUCUAGAAGAGUACUCCUACGUGGCUUCUAUCCUGAGACUGCUGCGUAACCUACCCUUCAUGCUCCUCGUCAUCAGCUAUGGGCUGAAUGUCGGUUGUUUCUAUGCUGUUUCCACACUGCUGAACCGGAUGAUCACUGAGCAUUAUCCAGGUGAAGAGGUGAAUGCUGGAAGAAUUGGCCUCACCAUUGUCAUUGCGGGGAUGGUGGGGUCCCUCAUAUGUGGGAUCUGGUUGGACAAGACCAAAACCUACAAACAGACUACCCUGGCUGUAUAUCUUCUGUCCUUCGUGGGAAUGGUGGUCUAUGCCUUCACCCUCAACUUGGGCCACCUAUGGGUGGUGUUUGUAACAUCGGGGGCUCUAGGGUUCUUCAUGACCGGGUACCUGCCGCUUGGCUUUGAGUUUGCUGUGGAGCUGACCUUCCCAGAGUGUGAGGGCACCUCCUCAGGCCUGCUCAACUGUUCAGCUCAGAUAUUUGGGAUCAUAUUCACCAUCGGUCAAGGGAAGAUCAUCGAGCACUUUGGAACGUUCGCUGGGAACAUCUUUCUCUGUGUCUUCCUCCUCAUAGGCACUAUUAUGACAGCAUUCAUCAAGUCUGACCUCCGACGGCAAAAGGCCAACCAUCUGGCUGAGACACAGGCGGCAAGUGCUGCAGACUCCCCGUCUCGGAUACAGGACUACGGGGCUACAACACCCAGCAGAUCACAGAAGCAGCAAUCCUGACAUUCACUUCACUAAAACCCAAACACACACCUGCCAAGAAACAGGACGGCAUCUCACCGCCAGCUACACUGAAGGAGGUCAAGGUAUAAGGAGGAAUUCCAGUUGGACAGGUGUGAGAAGACAGCCCAGCACACACUGACAUGUUUGAAAACGACCAAAGGAUGUACACACAAACAGAUACAGUACGUACUGUAAAAAGCAUGCUGCUUUCCCUUUACAAAUGUGAAGGUGAGCACAUGCACAAGUGAUGAAUUUGGAUGAACAUGUAAUUACUACUUAAUUGAAACUAUGACAUGGAGGACGCCUCUGAGGAAGUCAGAGCCCAGGAAUGUACUGUAGGCUGGGGCAUGGACACCCUGCUCUGGCUUUAGUUCCAGUGACUGCUAUUUCUACUGCCUAGCACAACUGGCUCCCCAGAUCUACUCAGGCCAUGCAGAGGAACUCACGUGGAACCUCACAUGUUCUCCCUCGACAGAUAACGAGUUUGAUUGUCAGGCACAACCGGAAGUAUUUCAAGUUUAAUGUCCUGUUAAUUCAUAUUGAAGUGUCACUUUUUGAGAGUACGCUACGAAUGGUUCCUCUUUUCAUUUUCUUUACCUUCGUCUCCAAUCUAAAUCAUGUCAAUGUUGAUGUCUGUGCUUCCUGAUAUGAGCAGUAUUGUGCUUUUUGUUUCCUGACAUUUGACCAAUACUAUACCGUAACCAAACUUAACAUUGCUAAAUGUAUUAAUGUAACUGUUGUAUUUUUGGAAUGCUAGUUAAAGGUAGACUACAGACUCAGUGGUUUCAGUUGAAUGGCAGUCUGUUCAGAGGUUCAGUCAAGCCAACUCACCUAGUGGUUUAACAUGAUUUUGAGAUUGCUAUCUGCCAAAUAGGAUUACAGAGAUACUUGUGAGUACUACUGAUAAUGGUGAAUUAAGCUGAUACUAUAUAGUAUGUCUCAGAAGGAAUCAACCUGCUUUAACCACAUUCUUAGAAUAACUAUUGUAUUUAAUGCUCUGCAUUGACUUGUUUUAGAGCCUAAAACGCAAUGAUAACAAUGUGAGCACAAAAUCAUUAGCGUGACGAGACAGACAAUCCAAUGGAUUUGUCAUUUUGCACAAGGUAGGCUAGUGAUUCU